CAACGUUGCUAGGCGACCGCAUGGCGCUGGAAUGCGGCGUUGCUAGGAGACAGCACGAUACAACGCCAUUGUUGGGUGAAGGCGCGGGCCAUGGCAGCGUUGCUAGGCGAUGGCGCGGUACUGCACUGCGGCGUUGCCAGGCGACAGCUCGGUACUGCACUGCACGGUACCGUUGCCGGGCGACGGCUCGGUACUGCUCUGUAGCGUUGCCGGGCGACGGCUCGGUACUGCACUGUGGCGUUGCCAGCGACGGCUCGGUACUGCACUGCGGCGUUGCCGGGCGACGGCUCGGUACUGCACUGCGGCGUUGCCGGGCGACGGCUCGGUACUGCACUGCGGCGUUGCCGGGCGACGGCUCGGUACUGCACUGCGGCGUUGCCGGGCGACGGCUCGGUACUGCACUGCGGCGUUGCCGGGCGACGGCUCGGUACUGCACUGCGGCGUUGCCGGGCGACGGCUCGGUACUGCACUGCGGCGUUGCCGGGCGACGGCUCGGAGCUGCACUGCGGCGUUGCCGGGCGACGGCUCGGAGCUGCACUGCGGCGUUGCCAGGCGACGGCUCGGAGCUACACUGCGGCGUUGCCAGGCGACGGCUCGGUGCUGCACUGUGGCGUUGCCAGGCGACGGCUCGGUGCUGCACUGUGGCGUUGCCAGGCGACGGCUCGGUGCUGCACUGUGGCGUUGCCAGGCGACGGCUCGGUGCUGCACUGUGGCGUUGCCAGGCGACGGCUCGGAGCUACACUGCGGCGUUGCCAGGCGACGGCUCGGUGCUGCACUGCGGCGUUGCCAGGCGACGGCUCGGUGCUGCACUGUGGCGUUGCCAGGCGACGGCUCGGUGCUGCACUGUGGCGUUGCCAGGCGACGGCUCGGUGCUGCGCUGUGGCGUUGCCAGGCGACGGCUCGGUGCUGCGCUGUGGCGUUGCCAGGCGACGGCUCGGUGCUGCGCUGUGGCGUUGCCAGGCGACGGCUCGGUGCUGCGCUGUGGCGUUGCCAGGCGACGGCUCGGUGCUGCGCUGUGGCGUUGCCAGGCGACGGCUCGGUGCUGCGCUGUGGCGUUGCCAGGCGACGGCUCGGUGCUGCGCUGUGGCGUUGCCGGGCGACGGCUCGGUGCUGCACUGUGGCGUUGCCGGGCGACGGCUCGGUGCUGCACUGUGGCGUUGCCGGGCGACGGCUCGGUGCUGCACUGUGGCGUUGCCGGGCGACGGCUCGGUGCUGCACUGUGGCGUUGCCGGGCGACGGCUCGGUGCUGCACUGCGGCGUUGCCGGGCUACGGCUCGGUACUGCACUGCGGCGUUGCCGGGCGACGGCUCGGAGCUGCACUGCGGCGUUGCCGGGCGACGGCUCGGAGCUGCACUGCGGCGUUGCCGGGCGACGGCUCGGAGCUGCACUGCGGCGUUGCCGGGCGACGGCUCGGUGCUGCACUGCGGCGUUGCCAGGCGACGGCUCGGUGCUGCACUGCGGCGUUGCCAGGCGACGGCUCGGUGCUGCGCUGUGGCGUUGCCAGGCGACGGCUCGGUGCUGCAAUGGGGCGUUGCCGGGCGACGGCUCGGUACUGCACUGCGGCUUUGCCGGGCGACGGCUCGGUGCUGCACUGCGGCGUUGCCGGGCGACGGCUCGGUGCUGCACUGCGGCGUUGCCGGGCGACAGCACGGUACGGCAUCGAGGCGUUCCUAGGCUACGGCAUUGGGGCGCACGCGGCGCUUGCGGCGGCGCUUUUCGGCCGCCUCGAGUAACUUCUGGUAGUAGUCGUCGCCAUCUUUGGGCACGUUGACCACCUUCUCGCAGCCCUCGCCACCGGCGGCCGUGGGGCAGUUGGCGG
Schistocerca gregaria is the source of this 1819-nucleotide messenger RNA. RefSeq lists its product as uncharacterized. The coding region runs from base 21 to 1733 and encodes 570 amino acids. NCBI's taxonomy places the organism in Eukaryota, Metazoa, Arthropoda, Insecta, Orthoptera, Acrididae. The record is from RefSeq and is a predicted model, not a curated record. The transcript has 2 exons.